Messenger RNA from Pangasianodon hypophthalmus (striped catfish), 7565 nucleotides. RefSeq names its product pre-mRNA processing factor 8 (gene prpf8). Gene Ontology annotation, cellular component: catalytic step 2 spliceosome; U5 snRNP. The record is from RefSeq and is a predicted model, not a curated record. Gene Ontology annotation, molecular function: metallopeptidase activity; U5 snRNA binding; protein binding. Gene Ontology annotation, biological process: spliceosomal tri-snRNP complex assembly; mRNA splicing, via spliceosome. The transcript is spliced from 43 exons. Lineage: Eukaryota; Metazoa; Chordata; Actinopteri; Siluriformes; Pangasiidae. Bases 168 to 7184 code for a protein of 2338 amino acids.
CUAUAUACGCUACGCUCAGAAACUGCGUAUUACACGUUGGUGUAUUGUAGUUGUCUACGCACAACGUGUAGUGUCGUUUACCUUGUGCGCCAUUCUGCAGAGCUGAGCAGGAAACUGUAGAGAGCCGGCCGAAGUGGAGAGAAACUGGUUUUAAAUAAAACGCUGCCAUGGCAGCUGCGUUUCCUUACCGAGGAGUCCCAGGUGGGAUGCCACCGGGCGUUCCUCCUCCUGCUCCUGUUCCUGACUACAUGACUGAGGAGAAACUGCAGGAAAAAGCCCGAAAAUGGCAACAGCUGCAGGCAAAGCGCUACUCGGAGAAGAGGAAAUUCGGUUUUGUGGAUGCUCAGAAGGAGGACAUGCCUCCCGAGCAUGUGCGCAAAAUUAUCAGGGACCAUGGAGACAUGACCAACAGGAAGUUCCGUCAUGACAAAAGAGUCUACCUUGGGGCUCUGAAAUACAUGCCUCAUGCUGUACUCAAGCUGCUGGAGAACAUGCCUAUGCCUUGGGAGCAGAUUCGAGAUGUACCAGUGCUUUACCACAUCACAGGAGCUAUUUCCUUUGUUAAUGAAAUUCCCUGGGUCAUUGAGCCCGUCUACAUCGCACAGUGGGGUACAAUGUGGAUCAUGAUGCGACGUGAGAAAAGAGACAGGCGACACUUCAAGCGCAUGCGUUUCCCGCCCUUCGAUGAUGAAGAGCCUCCCCUGGAUUAUGCAGAUAACAUCCUUGAUGUGGAGCCUCUGGAGGCCAUUCAAAUGGAGUUGGACCCCGAAGAGGACAGCUCUGUGGCGGAGUGGUUUUAUGAGCAUCAGCCACUGAAGGACACAACAAAGUACGUCAAUGGAACUACAUACAGACGCUGGCAGUUCAGUUUGCCCAUGAUGUCUACACUGUAUCGUUUGGCCAAUCAGCUGCUUACUGAUUUGGUGGAUAGAAACUACUUUUACCUGUUUGACCUGAAGGCCUUCUUCACUUCAAAGGCAUUGAACAUGGCCAUUCCUGGAGGACCCAAAUUUGAACCCCUAGUCAGAGACAUCAAUUUACAGGAUGAAGACUGGAAUGAGUUUAACGACAUCAACAAGAUCAUCAUCAGACAGCCUAUUAGGACAGAGUACAAGAUUGCUUUCCCGUACUUGUACAACAACCUUCCCCAUCAUGUGCACCUCACUUGGUACCACACACCUAAUGUGGUGUUCAUUAAGACAGAGGAUCCUGAUCUGCCUGCUUUCUACUUUGACCCACUCAUCAACCCCAUCUCUCACAGACACUCUGUUAAAAGCCAGGAGCCACUGCCUGAUGAUGAUGAGGAGUUUGAACUUCCUGAGUAUGUGGAGCCUUUCCUUAAAGAGACACCUCUGUAUACUGACAACACAGCCAAUGGAAUUGCUUUAUUGUGGGCACCUCGUCCGUUCAACUUGCGAUCAGGGAGAACCCGUCGUGCCAUCGACGUUCCUCUCAUCAAGAACUGGUACCGUGAGCACUGCCCUGCAGGGCAGCCUGUAAAAGUACGCGUCUCUUAUCAGAAACUUCUGAAGUACUAUGUGCUCAAUGCUCUGAAACACAGACCACCCAAAGCACAGAAGAAGAGGUACCUUUUCCGUUCCUUCAAGGCCACCAAAUUCUUUCAGUCCACAAAGCUGGACUGGGUGGAGGUGGGGCUCCAGGUGUGCCGACAGGGUUACAACAUGCUGAACCUGCUGAUUCACAGAAAGAACCUCAACUACCUGCACUUGGACUACAACUUCAACUUGAAGCCUGUGAAAACCCUCACCACAAAAGAGCGUAAGAAGUCCCGUUUCGGGAAUGCGUUCCACUUGUGUCGUGAGGUUCUUCGUCUGAGCAAACUGGUUGUGGAUAGCCAUGUGCAGUACAGACUGGGGAAUGUUGAUGCAUUCCAGUUGGCAGAUGGACUGCAGUAUAUCUUUGCCCAUGUUGGUCAGCUGACUGGCAUGUAUCGCUACAAGUACAAGCUGAUGAGACAGAUCAGGAUGUGCAAGGACUUGAAACAUCUCAUUUACUAUCGCUUCAACACAGGCCCAGUUGGGAAGGGACCAGGUUGUGGCUUCUGGGCUCCAGGAUGGAGAGUGUGGCUCUUCUUCAUGAGGGGCAUCACUCCUCUGCUGGAGAGGUGGCUUGGCAAUCUGUUGGCCAGGCAGUUCGAAGGUCGACACUCCAAGGGGGUUGCAAAGACUGUGACUAAACAGCGUGUGGAGUCUCACUUUGACUUGGAGUUGAGAGCUGCUGUGAUGCACGACAUCCUAGACAUGAUGCCUGAGGGAAUCAAACAGAACAAGGCCAGGACAAUUCUGCAGCAUCUCAGUGAGUCCUGGAGGUGCUGGAAGGCCAACAUUCCAUGGAAGGUCCCAGGGCUUCCCACCCCCAUUGAAAACAUGAUCUUGAGAUAUGUCAAGGCCAAAGCUGACUGGUGGACCAACACAGCACAUUACAACCGAGAGCGAAUCAGACGAGGAGCAACUGUGGACAAAACUGUCUGCAAGAAAAACCUUGGCCGCCUCACACGACUCUACCUGAAGGCUGAGCAGGAGAGACAACACAACUACCUAAAGGAUGGACCAUACAUCACUGCUGAAGAGGCAGUGGCUAUCUACACCACCACAGUGCACUGGCUGGAGAGUCGACGCUUCUCCCCGAUUCCCUUUCCCCCUCUGUCAUACAAACAUGACACCAAGCUGCUCAUCCUGGCUCUGGAGAGGCUCAAAGAGGCUUACAGUGUGAAAUCAAGGUUGAAUCAGUCCCAACGUGAAGAGUUGGGUCUGAUUGAGCAGGCAUACGACAAUCCUCACGAGGCUCUGUCCAGGAUCAAGCGUCAUCUCCUCACUCAGAGAGCGUUCAAAGAGGUGGGCAUCGAGUUUAUGGACCUGUACAGUCACCUAGUGCCUGUGUAUGAUGUGGAGCCUCUGGAGAAGAUCACAGACGCUUACCUGGACCAGUACUUGUGGUAUGAGGCUGACAAGCGCAGGCUUUUCCCGCCUUGGAUCAAACCUGCUGACACAGAGCCACCUCCACUGCUGGUAUACAAGUGGUGCCAAGGAAUCAACAACCUGCAAGACGUGUGGGAGACCACAGAGGGAGAGUGUAAUGUCAUGCUGGAGUCACGCUAUGAGAAGAUGUACGAAAAGAUUGACUUGACGCUGCUUAACAGGCUUCUGCGUCUGAUUGUCGACCACAACAUUGCCGAUUACAUGACGGCAAAGAACAACGUGGUCAUCAACUACAAGGACAUGAACCACACCAAUUCGUACGGCAUCAUCAGGGGCCUGCAGUUUGCCUCCUUCAUUGUGCAGUACUAUGGGCUUGUGAUGGACCUGCUCGUUCUGGGUCUUCACCGUGCCAGUGAGAUGGCUGGACCCCCACAGAUGCCCAAUGAUUUCCUCAGCUUCCAGGACAGUACUACAGAGAGUGCCCACCCCAUUCGCCUGUACUGCAGAUACAUCGACCGCAUCCACAUGUUCUUCAGGUUUUCUGCUGAUGAGGCCAGGGAUCUGAUCCAGCGCUACCUCACUGAACACCCUGAUCCCAACAACGAGAACAUUGUAGGCUACAACAAUAAGAAGUGCUGGCCCAGAGAUGCUAGGAUGAGGCUGAUGAAGCAUGAUGUUAACCUGGGCCGUGCCGUGUUCUGGGACAUUAAGAAUCGCCUUCCUCGCUCUGUGACCACCGUGCAGUGGGAGAACAGCUUUGUGUCGGUAUACAGUAAAGACAACCCUAACCUGCUCUUCAACAUGUGUGGAUUUGAGUGCCGUAUCUUGCCCAAAUGCCGCACCAGUUACGAGGAGUUCACUCACAAGGAUGGAGUGUGGAACCUGCAGAAUGAGGUGACCAAGGAAAGGACAGCGCAGUGCUUCCUGCGAGUGGAUGAUGAAUCAAUGCAGAGGUUCCAUAACAGAGUGCGACAGAUUCUCAUGGCCUCUGGAUCCACCACUUUCACCAAGAUCGUGAACAAAUGGAACACGGCUCUGAUUGGUCUGAUGACCUAUUUCCGUGAGGCUGUGGUUAACACUCAGGAGUUGCUGGACCUUUUGGUGAAAUGUGAAAAUAAGAUCCAGACCCGUAUCAAGAUUGGUCUGAACUCCAAAAUGCCUAGCCGUUUCCCUCCUGUCGUCUUCUACACCCCCAAAGAGUUAGGAGGUCUGGGCAUGCUUUCUAUGGGUCACGUGCUCAUCCCACAAUCUGACCUGAGGUGGUCCAAACAGACAGACGUGGGCAUCACUCACUUCCGUUCCGGUAUGAGUCAUGAGGAGGAUCAGCUGAUUCCCAAUCUGUAUCGCUACAUCCAGCCAUGGGAGAGUGAGUUCAUCGACUCUCAGAGAGUCUGGGCUGAAUAUGCUCUCAAGAGACAGGAGGCCAUUGCCCAGAACAGACGUUUGACUCUUGAGGAUUUGGAGGAUUCCUGGGACAGAGGUAUUCCUCGUAUCAACACCCUGUUCCAGAAAGACAGGCACACGCUGGCCUAUGACAAGGGCUGGAGAGUCAGAACAGACUUCAAGCAGUAUCAGGUGCUGAAGCAAAAUCCAUUCUGGUGGACUCACCAGAGGCACGAUGGUAAACUGUGGAAUCUGAACAAUUACCGCACAGACAUGAUCCAAGCACUGGGAGGAGUGGAAGGAAUUUUGGAACACACUCUGUUCAAGGGUACAUACUUUCCCACCUGGGAGGGUCUCUUCUGGGAGAAGGCCAGUGGUUUUGAGGAGUCCAUGAAAUGGAAGAAGCUGACCAAUGCCCAGAGAUCUGGUCUGAACCAGAUCCCCAAUCGACGAUUCACUUUGUGGUGGUCUCCCACGAUCAACAGAGCCAAUGUGUACGUGGGUUUCCAGGUGCAGUUGGAUCUCACAGGAAUCUUCAUGCAUGGCAAAAUUCCCACUCUCAAAAUCUCCUUGAUCCAGAUCUUCAGAGCUCACUUGUGGCAGAAGAUUCAUGAGAGCAUUGUCAUGGAUCUGUGUCAGGUGUUUGACCAAGAACUGGAUGCUCUAGAGAUUGAAACUGUCCAGAAGGAAACCAUCCAUCCUAGGAAGUCUUACAAGAUGAACUCCUCCUGCGCAGAUAUUCUGCUUUUUGCAUCCUACAAGUGGAAUGUCUCAAGACCAUCACUGCUUGCUGACUCCAAGGAUGUUAUGGACAGCACCACCACUCAGAAGUACUGGAUUGACAUUCAGCUCAGAUGGGGAGACUAUGACUCACAUGACAUUGAGAGAUAUGCCAGGGCCAAGUUUCUGGACUACACCACAGAUAACAUGAGUAUCUACCCAUCCCCUACUGGGGUGCUCAUUGCCAUUGAUCUGGCAUACAAUCUGCACAGUGCCUAUGGAAAUUGGUUCCCUGGCAGCAAGCCUCUGAUCCAGCAGGCCAUGGCUAAGAUCAUGAAGGCCAACCCUGCCCUGUACGUGCUGAGGGAGCGCAUCCGCAAGGGUCUGCAGCUCUACUCCUCCGAGCCCACUGAGCCCUACCUGUCCUCACAGAAUUAUGGAGAACUCUUCUCCAAUCAGAUCAUCUGGUUUGUGGAUGACACCAAUGUGUACAGAGUCACCAUCCACAAGACCUUUGAGGGCAACUUGACCACGAAACCAAUCAAUGGGGCCAUUUUCAUCUUUAAUCCAAGAACUGGGCAACUCUUCUUAAAGAUCAUUCACACAUCUGUGUGGGCUGGACAGAAGCGUCUGGGACAGCUGGCCAAGUGGAAAACUGCUGAGGAAGUGGCUGCUCUUAUUCGAUCACUGCCUGUUGAAGAGCAGCCCAAGCAGAUCAUUGUGACCAGGAAGGGCAUGUUGGAUCCUCUUGAGGUGCACUUGUUGGAUUUCCCCAACAUUGUCAUCAAAGGCUCUGAGCUGCAGCUGCCCUUCCAGGCUUGUCUAAAGGUGGAGAAGUUUGGGGACCUCAUUCUGAAGGCCACUGAACCCCAGAUGGUCCUGUUCAAUCUGUACGAUGAUUGGUUGAAGACCAUUUCUUCUUACACUGCCUUCUCACGUUUGAUCUUGAUACUGAGAGCCCUCCAUGUGAACAACGACCGUGCAAAGGUGAUCCUGAAGCCUGACAAAACCACCAUCACUGAGCCACAUCACAUCUGGCCCACUCUGACUGAUGAGGAGUGGAUCAAGGUGGAGGUGCAGCUCAAAGAUCUCAUCUUGGCUGACUAUGGUAAAAAGAACAAUGUGAACGUGGCUUCUCUGACACAGUCUGAGAUCAGGGACAUCAUCCUGGGUAUGGAGAUCUCCGCUCCCUCUCAGCAGAGGCAGCAGAUUGCUGAGAUUGAGAAGCAGACUAAAGAGCAGUCUCAGCUAACAGCCACGCAGACUCGCACUGUUAACAAACAUGGUGAUGAAAUCAUUACCUCAACCACCAGCAACUAUGAGACCCAAACCUUCUCCUCAAAGACUGAAUGGAGAGUCAGGGCGAUCUCUGCAGCCAACUUGCACUUGCGUACCAACCACAUCUACGUGUCGUCUGAUGACAUUAAAGAAACUGGAUACACUUACAUUCUGCCUAAGAACGUGCUGAAGAAGUUCAUCUGCAUCUCUGACUUGCGUGCUCAAAUUGCCGGAUAUCUCUAUGGAACAAGUCCUCCAGAUAACCCACAGGUGAAAGAAAUUCGCUGCAUUGUGAUGGUGCCACAAUGGGGCACCCAUCAAACUGUUCACCUGCCCAAUCAGCUGCCACAGCACGAAUAUCUCAAGGAAAUGGAGCCGCUUGGUUGGAUCCACACCCAGCCCAAUGAAUCGCCUCAGUUGUCUCCCCAGGAUGUCACCACACAUGCUAAAGUCAUGGCUGAUAAUCCAUCCUGGGAUGGCGAGAAGACCAUCAUUAUUACCUGCAGUUUCACUCCAGGAUCUUGUACGUUGACUGCUUAUAAGCUGACUCCUAGUGGAUAUGAGUGGGGCAGGCAGAACACGGAUAAGGGCAACAACCCCAAGGGUUACCUGCCAUCUCACUAUGAAAGGGUGCAGAUGCUGCUGUCUGAUCGCUUCCUUGGCUUCUUCAUGGUGCCUGCCCAAGUGUCCUGGAACUACAAUUUCAUGGGUGUUCGACACGACCCCAAUAUGAAGUACGAGCUGCAGCUGUCUAACCCGAAAGAGUUUUAUCACGAGGUUCACAGGCCUUCUCACUUCCUCAACUUUGCAUCGCUGCAGGAGGGUGAGAUCUACAACGCUGACCGUGAGGAUAUGUACGCUUAGCACCACAGACUGCUACUGUUGACAUUCAGUGAGCACCUAAGAGGCUUAUGCUUACAAAUCUUUUGUGCUCUGUCCUUCAAGACUUUACCCUGGUGUCAGCUUGGAAGCACUGCUUCAAACACCUGUUUUAAGAUUUUGUAUAAUGCUUCAUUGUUUUUUGGCAUGUUGAUUUGUGUUGAUGCACAUUGCCUAAAGUGUAUUUUUGUGUGACAGUAGUUGAAGAAAACUACAUCAAUGUUCUUGGGUAAUAAUGCUCUUUUUUCAUAAUCUUGAAAGUACAUAAAAUUGUUUUUUUAUAAGUCGACUGUAAUAUCCCUGUAGCUAUGUUGUGCAUCUUUCAUGUACAUGGUAGUCUGGGUCAAAAAUAAAGAUCAACACGAA